AUCAGAUACUGGCGGCAGCAUGAACGGGAGGCAGCAGCAGACAGAGUGCGAACAGCGGGUCUUGAACCAACAGCCAGGGUGUCUGGUCUUCGGCCCAGCACUCGAUACCAUGUUGCUGUUCUGGCGUACAACAGUGCCGGCACCGGACCGCCUUCACCUCGCACCACCGUCACCACCAGAAAACCACCUCCUAACCGCCCUCCAGCCAACGUGUCCUGGAGGAUCCAGGGCUCAGCUGUAACCGUGAGGUGGGAUCAGGUGACGGCCAUGCACAAUGAGUCAGUGGUUCUGGGUUAUAAAGUUCUGUACAAACAUGAAGACCARACUGCAUUAAAGUUUCUGGACAAGACAAAAACAUCUGUGAGCUUGCCGUUACCAAACGACACCGGUUAUGUUGUGAUGGAGGUUCGAACCUGGGGUGAGGGGGGAGACGGGCCGGCACAGGAGGUCAUCGUGUCUCGAGACUCGGGAACUGGGAUGAUGGUGCAGAAGAACGCCUCCUCCACCUCAUCGACGCCUCCGCUCCACCUCCUCAGUGGACUGCUUCUGUUGGUUCUGGUGUUGCUGUCAGACCUGUGAUCCCUUUCACUUUGUGGACUUUUUUGUUGAAAGGAAGGCCUGAGGCGGUCUGGGCUUCAGUGCAGGAUUAGUGUCGGGGAUGAAAUCUUUUUGUUUUUUUAAUACAUUUGCUUUGUAAAAGACCCGGGGGGUUGUACCGCAGACAGUAAACCACACCUUAGGAGGAGCAGAACUCAUCUCUGAAUGUGCUUUAAAAACCAUGUUUGUUCACCUGAGGCUCAUCAGUUCUUGAUCUGCAUCCACAUGAGUAACAUACAAGGACAAAAUAAGACAAAGGUCCAGAGAGAUAAUUGAAACUGAGGUGAAAUGUUCUGACAAGUGAGAAGGACYAAUUUUUCAACAACAGAUCACAUAGACAGUAAAUGUUUGAGACAUGUCUGCAGGUUUUGGAGCAACAUAAGCUGYCCUACAGGCUCCUUAUUUGACAUGAAGUAUUUUUUUCUAAAAACAAACUUCAGUAACUGCAUGUGUUACAAUAGCAGAGCUUCCUCACUUGAACCCAGCUUCUAAACAGUGCAGGAUGAACCUUUAUUGUUUUAUUUUGUAGUUUCCCCUUCAGUGUUGCAUUUGUAAAUUACAAAAAWGAAAUGAGUGUUGCAAUCUUUUUCAAUUUAGUUGAUGAACAGUAUUCUGCUUCGAACAUGAAGUCCAGUGAUUGGUCUACUGUAGUCUAGAACUCCUGAGUCCAGUUUGUAGCUCUGAGCUGUGAACUUA
Messenger RNA from Austrofundulus limnaeus, 1293 nucleotides. Its product is annotated as contactin-2. Lineage: Eukaryota; Metazoa; Chordata; Actinopteri; Cyprinodontiformes; Rivulidae. The record is from RefSeq and is a predicted model, not a curated record. Gene Ontology annotation, cellular component: axon; plasma membrane. Gene Ontology annotation, biological process: brain development; cell-cell adhesion; axon guidance. Gene Ontology annotation, molecular function: cell-cell adhesion mediator activity.